AUGGAGAUACACAAAGAUACCCAAACUUCUGUUAAAAAAGAGACUAUAAUACCAGAGUUUUCUUCGUUUGAACACCAAAAGGAAAAUAUAUUUCCUCUUAGGGAGGGUCGUAAGGCAAGUUCCUUGUCACUUGUUUUUGGUAAUGAUUCUUCUUCUCGCCAGGCCGGAUUAGAAGUUGGUCACGCAAAAUUUAGGGCCGAGCUCGAAAAGAUCCACGAACUCGAUGACCCUUUUGACGUAUAUAACCAGUACAUAAAGUGGACUAUGGAAAAUUACCCCCAAGGCCAAAAUCCACAAUCAAAUUUAAUACAAUUAUUUGAACGAGCUUUAAAAGAAUUUGUUCAUGAUACUCGCUACAAAAAUGAUCCAAGAUAUUUAAGGUGCUGGAUACAAUAUUCAAAAUUCAUCGGUCAAUCAAAAGAAUUUUUUAUUUUCUUGAAAGUCAAUGGGAUUGGUAUGGACUUAGCUGCAUACUACGAGGAAUAUGCCGAAUUUAUGGAAAGGUUGAAUAGAUGUAAGGAAGCUGAUGAAAUAUAUACAGUCGGAAUAAGUCGAAAAGCACAGCCUCUUGAGCGCCUAACUCGUCGUUAUAGGCAAUUUCUGACGCGCUUAAGUUCAUUACAAGAAACGAAUAAUCAAUUACAACGAACUGAAUCAAGUCAGCAGCAAAAUGAUGAAAAUUCACAAAGAAUUAUUCUCGGAGUCAGAGAUUCAAUAAAUUCCACACCAUUAAAUAUUUUCAACCAAAGAAAUUCACAAUCAAUCAAUGUUAACCGGUCAACAUUACCAAGUACUGCACUUUUAAAUAAAAAGCUAGGAACUGAUACAAAUGAAGAAAAAUUAAUAAUAUUCCAUGAUCCGGAUGGCGAGGUUGGAAAUUCUGCGUUAACUUCUUCAGAAACAUCAGGGAUUUGGAGAGAUUUCGGGACGGAAUUGGGUAAUAAAAAAGAAAACACCAAGGAAGCCGAAUCAUGGAAAGGCGCGACAUUGCCCGAAACCUCCAAAAAGCAAAUUUCAUCAUCUGAUACGAUUUUAAAAUCAAAUACAAUUUUAACAUCAAAUACAAAUGCUCCUAACAUUCGACCAAAGGGAAAUUGUACUGAAAAUACGUUUGUAGAUCUUAAUACAAUAUACGCCAAUGGAAAUGAAUAUUCAUUUGAAGAAUUAAGAGCAAAAAGUAAAAGUCAUGAUCGACCGACCUCUAAAACAAACAGUGUCAGCGAAUAUUAUGAACCAAUUCCUGGAAUGACGCCUAAUCCACCUAAUAUUAAGAAACUUGUCAAAAAACCCUCACCAACAAUUAACACGAAAGCGGCCUUCGCAGAUAUAAUGGAAUUGUUCAAUCAACCAUUGAAUUGCGAGCAGAAUGAGGAUUACCAAGAAGACGGAGAACUCAAUUCCAAACAAACCAACUUCCUUAAUCAAACAUCAAGCGAUCCUAAAUCUGAUAUUCUCAAAACGCCUCAAAAUCAUUCAAGAUUCAAUGAUAAUGUCGAGAACAUCAGAUCAACUAAUUAUUCUAAUCUUUGUGAACGUGAAAAUAAUCGCAAAAUUCCAUUUGAACUCAUGACGCCAAUACGAGAAACCAGCCGUGAGUAUAAAUUAAAUUCCAUAGAAACUACUAGCAACACCGAUAAACUUAAUGAAAUCAAAGUUAUCGUAGAUUCAACAUCUAAUCUAAUCGAAAAGGAAGAAGCCAAAGAAUCGCACAGUGAUGCUUUAGAGUUCUUAUAUCCUAUGAUUUCUAAUCCUUGUAAUCCAUUGGACUCAAGAUUAAUUGAUCAGGUUUUGAAUUCACUUAAACCCCCAUUAAAUCAAUUUCCUGGUUUAUAUUAUGCUCGUGAUCAAAUUUCAAAUAAUCAUGGUAAAAUAGAGAAACUUGCACGAUGUGGCGUAAAAUCUGAUCGUCGUCAUUCAACAAAUUCCGAAGUUCCAAUUGAACUUUUUAAUGAUUCCUUUCUCAUUCGGCAAAAAGUUGGAGAAGGAGGCUUCGGUAAAAUCUACCACGUGUUGGAUAUGAAUAAAGAUUUAGAAGACUCACAGAAAUCACGUGUAUUAAAACUUCAAAUGCCACCUAGUGCUUGGGAGUUUUAUAUUAUUCGAAAAUUACACGAGAAAAUUGCAUCUCCGAUGAUAGAUUCAAUAAUAACAGUUCAUUCUUUAUACUAUUUUAAAGAUGAAAGUUAUUUACUCGAAGAAUAUUGUAAUCAUGGAUCCAUAUUAGAUAUUGUUAAUGCAUCUAAAAAAUCUAACACGGUUAUGGACGAAAUAUUAGUGUUUUUCUUCACAGUGGAAUUAUUGAAGGUUAUUGAAGCAAUUCAUAAGGUUGGAAUAAUACACGGCGAUAUCAAAGCAGAUAAUUGUCUUUUAAGAUUAGAACAAACAUCUGAAUGGAAUUCUAAAUAUGAAUCAUCGGGUGCAAAUGGUUGGUCAAAAAAGGGAAUAAAAUUAAUUGAUUUUGGGCGAGCAAUCGAUGUAACAUUAUUUCGUUCCGAUAUGAAAUUUAUAGCCGAUUGGAAAACGGAUGAUCAAGAUUGUGUUGAAAUGCGUGAAGGAAGACCAUGGAAAUGGCAGGCAGAUUAUUAUGGUAUAGCGGGUGUCAUUCAUUGUAUGUUACACAAUGAAUAUAUGCAAAUAACUCCUAUACGAGUCGAAGAUGAUACUUAUUCAUCUGGGGCAGUGUCGAUAUCGACUAGAAAAUACAAGCCGAUACAAUCAUUUAAACGUUAUUGGCAAGGAGAACUUUGGAGAAGAUUAUUCCACAUGUUGCUAAAUCCUACCCUUGUUCGAUCUGAUGGGCAGUUACCAAUUACAGAAGAAUUAAGAGAAAUUAGGCGGGAGUGUGAGAAUUAUUUAGUAAUGAAUUGUAAUAAAAUUGGAAGAAGUUUAAAAGAUAUGUUGUAUAAACUCGAAACAUCAAGUGAAAUUCGGUGA
Molecule: messenger RNA, 2934 nt
Organism: Diversispora eburnea
Lineage: Eukaryota; Fungi; Glomeromycota; Glomeromycetes; Diversisporales; Diversisporaceae
Source: the annotation of a GenBank genome assembly